Messenger RNA from Pogona vitticeps (central bearded dragon), 3575 nucleotides. RefSeq names its product meiosis specific with coiled-coil domain (gene MEIOC). Gene Ontology annotation, cellular component: nucleus; cytoplasm. The record is from RefSeq and is a predicted model, not a curated record. Gene Ontology annotation, biological process: meiotic cell cycle; mRNA stabilization; male meiosis I. NCBI's taxonomy places the organism in Eukaryota, Metazoa, Chordata, Lepidosauria, Squamata, Agamidae.
GUCAGGCUUGGUAACGGCCGCUGUGGGUUUAUUCCCUCCCCCUCCCCUCAGAUUAAGCGUCGACUCCCCCGGUCAUGGCGGGGGACCUACGACGCCCCUCCAUGGCCCUUGGUUUCUCUUGAAGAGAGGGAGUGAGAGGCACAUUUAGACCUGUGUAGGGAAGGGGAUGGAGCCUAAAGUAACUUUCAGAGGCACCAAUCGCCUUCUGAAUAGUGCAGAGCCCAAUGGAAGAUUGACGGAUGUGUUCAAUAACGUUAUGACAGGUUGCAGCUCCUUCUAUGAUUGCUACAAAUUGCAGAAUGAAGAGAAUGUAGACUUACGGAAAACAUACAAUACUUCACUGUCUCCAGCUUCUGAAUGUUCAAAUAGUGUUGACUCUUCUCUUUUCUAUGUCCCAUGGUCUACAUAUGCAGAUGAUGUUAAACAACCCCCUACUUCUCAGAUUAGCAUAAAGAACAGAAUUCAAACAGAAAGAAAUGACUAUGGCAGUGAAACAGACUUAUAUGGACUUGUGUCUAACAUUUUGGAAGAACAAGAAAAAUCACAGACAUAUUUUGCUGAAGGGUCAUGCUCCUCCAAUUUAAAAUCUGUGUGGCCUGUCAAUACAGCCAGAUUUAUAGAACAGCCUGAUUUGAUGUCAGAAGCUAAGAGGCCAAUAGAUGGAGCCAUCCCUCAGCAAGCUUUUUAUGGCGGAGAAACAAUGCCAGUGCCUGAAAAGCAAUAUUUGCCCACAAGUGCUGUAACUUUGCAACAUAAAGUGGAUGACCUUUACAGUGGGCUCACUAACAUAGACCUUGAUGAACAAUGGUUCUACCCCUGCAGGAAUGAUCAUGUCAGCUGUUACAAUAUUCAGACUAAUGAGAAUGCCAAAACACCACAAUUUCAAGACUAUUCGUAUGUGAAAACAUGCUUUUCCCCACAAACAAGUUUUCUGGAAGCAGUAAAAGAAUCGGGAGGAGAUAUUUAUGCUACUUAUGGAAAAGAUAAAGUGAGUCCUAAGGGACAUGAUGCACAAAUCCACCAAAAGAAAGCUGAGAUGUUUCUUUCACAAUUUAAUAGAUAUGGUGAAAAUACUGAUUAUUGUAGAUACCUUGAUUAUUGUUAUCCCAAUAAAGUGAAGCAUAAUAAAAAUACAAAUUACAUUGCCCAGGAGAGUAAAAAAUUACCAACUGGAACACCUGAAUUACCAGCCUUAGAUACAGAUAAUUAUAGCAAACUUUAUCAAAAUAAACCACCUAUCCAAAAGAAAAUGGAAGAUAUCACUUCAGAACAGCAGAAUUUUAUAUUUCAAAAAACUACAGGACUCAUGCCAGAAAAACCAUUUGUGAGUGAAAAUUCAUUUACCCCUGACUUGACUUCAAAAUCCGAUUUUGUCCUCAAAUCUCACAGUGCAGUAGCAGGGAGCGGUGAUUUUGCAGGUGCAACAGAAAAUUCAGAGUAUUUCAAAUCACUGAAUAUUUUAUCAACAAACCUAGUAACUACUUCAUCGUGCACAAAUAUAAGGCCAACAUGGAUCAACAUACAAACUAAAAACAGUUCAUCCACUCCUAUUCGCAAUCAAGGCACCUUGGUAAAGUUGAAUAAUAAUUUAUCUACUGGAUCAAAAAGUUCCACUCAGUCUUAUGACUUUCCUCAGUUGUCAUCCACAAAUGUAACUUUGAACAAUAAUUUGUUACUCCAGAAAUACUGCCAAGACCCCCCAACAGUGUUUUCCAGUUUUGAUUUCAAUGACAGCAGUGCUGCAGACAGAGUUCAGUCUACCAGUCAUACAGAAGGACUGAACAAGAUAGGGGAGGAAGGCCUCUUUGAAUCCAUGAUUGACAAAAAAAUUAAGCCAUCAAAUGGUUUUUGUGAUAACUAUCCACAGCAAUAUGGGAUCACUGAAAAUGUGAGCAAGCACGGUUUUCAGGUUAAGCCACAGAAUGGGCAUUAUGAAGCAGAGGAAGGGCAAAAACCAGAUGGAUUGUCACAGAAUACCUAUCAAGAUUUACUAGAGUCUCAAGGUCAUUUCAGUAGCCACAGGCAGGGGAGUGGAGACAAUAAUAUUGUCAGUAAUCGUGUGAAUCGCACUCAGGCUUCUUGUUUUUCAAACAAUUUCAUGAUGGGUGAUUUGAGGCAUAGUCCAAGUGUCCCCCAGUUUAGUUCAAACAGACUGCCUUUGAAAUCUACCCAUGCUUUUGGACAUUCUGUAAUUCCCCUGAUGGAAUCCUAUGAUUUGUUCUCCUUUGAUGAUUUAAGCCACUUGUAUCCUUAUUUUAAUGAUAUGAUGUAUGGAGACAAUUGUUUCACAGGCUUCAUGCCAACAUUUGGAUUUCAAAGACCAGUGAAAACUCGGAGUGGAUCAGCUAGUGAGCUUCAUAUUAGAUUAGAGGAAUGUUAUGAACAAUGGAGAGCUUUGGAAAAAGAACGGAAAAAGACUGAAUCAGCUCUUGCAAAGAAUUACCCUGGGAAGAAGGUGUCCAGUACUAACAAUACUCCAAUUCCAAGGCUGACAUCAAAUCCAUCCCGAGUUGAUCGUUUAAUUGUGGAUCAGUUGCGAGAACAAGCCAGAGUUGUGACUCUGCUGGGGAAGAUGGAAAGACUUCGGAGUUCUCCUCUUCAUGCUAAUAUUUCUACAGCCCUUGAUAAGCACUUGGAAGCAAUUCACAUUGUGCAGUCCCGUAGGAAGGAUGAAAUUGUCAAUGCUUCACAUCGGCAAAGACAAGGAGCUCCUCGGUGUCAAGAUGAUAGAGAUGUUUUUGCUCUUGCAUUGGCGAUUAAAGAAAUGUGCAUAGCAACACGGAAAGCUCGUACUAUACUGUGGUGUGCUCUGCAGAUGACGUUGCCAAAAACAACCACAACAUCUGGAUCAGCUGAGGUGGAGAAAGCUUUACAAGAGCUAGUCCAAUCUGAAGAUAAGACUUAUGAUCACAUAAACAGCAGUAACCCUGUGCUCCAGAGAGGAGAAAUAAAAAAACACUGAGAAAAAUAAAUAAAAACAAGAUAUCAGUAUACUAUCACAUUAUAGAAAAUAUUGUGAAUGAACUUUUAAAAUUUAUUUUGGAAAUGAAAUAUACAGAAACACAGUUCAACAACUGAUGAAUAGCUGUUAGCACAAGUUGCGAAGUCUUGUCUGUUAACAGCUGCCAGAAUCAAUACAUUGAUGAGGCUGAUCAAAUGUGUUAGGUAAAAUAAAUCAGAAUAUUUUAAAAUGCUAAAGUAGAACAUAAAUCCAUUCUGCAAUGCAGGCAUAUGCAAUGAGAAUUUUGCCUGUAUGGUAAAUUCUUUUAGAUUACAUUGGGAAAUGUUUUCAAAUAAUGAAUUUGAAUUACAGUCAUGCACUAUUGUGUGCAGUCUAUUAAGACAAGUUUUGAUGGGGGGGGGUUAUUGACAAUGAAUACAUAGAAACAGGAAGAAGACAGCUGAAUAUACCCAGUAUGAAAGUUUAGAAAAUGAAAAUAUUUAAAAAUACUUAUUUAUGGAUUUGAAAUCUUAAUUUAAAUGCAAGUAAAGAAAUUGACCAGAUUUUCUCAAAUUAGUGAUAUUAUUUUAAAGCCAUUAUCCAACCAUGCAUAUUUGGGAAUAUUUAAAAAAAA